AUGGACCCUAUCUCGUUGGCAGUCGGCAUUGUUCCGUUAUCCGACCAGCUGAUCAAGACAAUAAAGACCAUCAAAAAACUGAUUGCGACUUACAAGAGUGCUACAAAGGAACUCGAAACUUUGGUUAGCAAGCUCAACCAUGUCGAAAUUAUCUGUGAGUCAAUUGGGGCGGUGUUGUCAGCGGCAUGUCUAUCAGACAAUCACCCGAGUUCAGCGCGUCUCCCUUCUUCUUUGUAUGAAAUGAUUCACGAGUGCUACGAGAAAGUGACGGAUAUUCACCGCAUUAUCCAAAGUGUCACUGAAAAGCGCGACAGAGGUGGUGGCCUAUUCAGAAACGAAGGCUUGUUGUUCUUGCAGAAUAAAGACAAGAUCACGGCCGGCGUAAAGAACUUGGAUAAGUCCCUUGAUGUCCUCCAACUUCUCUUGACAACAAUCAUUUUCAGUAUGAGGACACCUUACCCGCCAAUGACGAGGGUCAACAUGCCUAGUGGGAUAAAUCCACCGCAACAGACAUGUGCAGUCAUGGCGCCUAUUCCAACGGUAGACUCUAUCGACACAAGCCCCAUUUCUACUGAUGCGCCCACGCAACCAAAGCACGUCGAACCCGUUACGAAGAUGUGGCGAAGAUCUUUCUUACAGUUGGCAUUCCUACAAAAGAGUCACAAGAGAAACAUAACAGCUGGUACUAGCGGUUCAGACUCACUGUUAAUUGAGGAUAGUUCAAUUCUAACAGCAGGAUCAACAUGGUUCAAUUGUUAUAUCAAACUAUCACUUAAAAAGGACCACCUUACUCCUUUAUCAGAUAGUCUUGGUACCAGAAUUCGCGAGGCUUUCAAAGAGGACAAUGUCGACGUGGUCCAACAACUAUUCAACGAACGCACUAUUACCCCGGCAACCCAGAUAACCUGGAAUGAAUAUGAUCCAGAUCGCGAGUGCAAUUUACUAGGUCUGGCAGCCAUCGCAAGAGCUCCACGAAUCCUAGAGUUCAUCAGACACCAGAUGAGAAGGGUAGAAGAGACAGCGCACUUUGGUGGUUGCAUGUGGAGAUGUUACAGGAUUCGGACUCAGAGCCAGCUUCAGAGCGCCAUCACUUACAUCAAUAUCCGUAAGAAUGCUCUAAAUAUUGAAGAACUGCACAUGCUGCUGGCGGGAACACAAGGUUUUCGUCAACUCAAAGCCUGCAUGGAUGCGUAUCUAAGUUGGCGGCCAGUCCGUUCACCGGAGUCCAAUCAGAUCAUACAAAACCAGUUGAUCGACAUUUUCAGGAAGGAGAACCUUGACGUUGAUCUCAAUAUGGAUGAUUGCGUAGCAGUGGUCUCUGGUCUCAUUGACGGUGGACUAGACCUGUCUAAGGGCUAUAACUUUGAUCCGAGUUCUUUAACACAAAUUCUACGCUGCAGGCGCACCUCGGAUGAAGCUGUGGAGAGCCUACAUCGCUGGCUCGACAUGCUAGAGCUCGCUGGCGUUGAUAUAGAAGCCUAUCUCCAGUUUGAACGGCCACGAUGUCUUGUUACAUGGAAUGAAUCAUCAGCCAAUUGGCAUAUGCCACUCCGUGGCAAGGAUUCAUAUAUCAAGAGGACUCUGCAAGUGGGAUACUCCAGGGGCAGGUUGAUCCCAUAUUGGAGAGAAAACAUAGACAAAUCAUGCCUUGUGCAUGAACUCUUGAUGGAGUUCCCACAUUUCCUUCAUAGCGAAACCAUUGAUAUAUGGACAAAUGCAGAACAGACCAUGCGGUAUCACCGAGCUUGGAAAUCUGGGAAGGAUCUAGAGCUUCUCGGUCCGGAAAAGCGUUCUUGGCCAGUUGCGCCAUUAUUAGUUGCUGAGCAAUCGCCAGAUGACCCUGUACUGGCAGCCGAUAUCAAUGAGGAGUACAAGAUUGCACUCGAAUGGACGGAGCGUGCAUAUCACCUUAUGGAAAGCCGUUUUGAGCGGAAGCAGAAUCUGAAGAUGCAAAAGCGAGCAGGAAAGGGGAAAUCAUGUUGUCAACUCACAUUGCCAGGGUCCUGGGUUGACUGA
Messenger RNA from Fusarium poae, 2016 nucleotides. RefSeq lists its product as uncharacterized. Bases 1 to 2016 code for a protein of 671 amino acids. The record is from RefSeq and is a predicted model, not a curated record. The transcript has 5 exons. NCBI's taxonomy places the organism in Eukaryota, Fungi, Ascomycota, Sordariomycetes, Hypocreales, Nectriaceae.